Bufo gargarizans (Asiatic toad) is the source of this 7846-nucleotide messenger RNA. It is a transcript of the gene CAMSAP2, whose product is annotated as calmodulin regulated spectrin associated protein family member 2. Gene Ontology annotation, biological process: neuron projection development; negative regulation of microtubule depolymerization; cytoplasmic microtubule organization. The record is from RefSeq and is a predicted model, not a curated record. Lineage: Eukaryota; Metazoa; Chordata; Amphibia; Anura; Bufonidae. Gene Ontology annotation, molecular function: spectrin binding; microtubule minus-end binding; calmodulin binding. Gene Ontology annotation, cellular component: microtubule minus-end.
CCCGCAGCGGCGGCGGGCGGGGAGGAAAGGAAACUGGGGAGGGAGACAGGGAAGAGGGCGGAGGAGGAGAAGGCGAGGGCGAUAACCAGACGGGGGGAGGACGUCAAAAUAGGAUGAAACGUAAUUGAUUUUACCGCUGCCCGGGCCUGGAUAUCAGCUGCAUCUACCAGACAUCAUCGGAGCCCGGUCAUUGGGGCGAUAACGGAGCCGCGGUUACCACGGAUGACCGCUUACUAUGGAAGAUCUGACAGCUGUCAGCCGGGAAUGUGUUCUCAAUGAAUGGGACGUGUGGCCCCGGGGGCCCCGGCACGUCUGAAUGUGUGUACCUGGAGGAUCACAUGACCCGAGGAGAGGAGCUGACAGAUUGCUGUAGAUCGGAGCAUGGAGAUCAGCAGGUCGUGUCCUCCCUCACCAUGACAUCUGUGCUCCCCAUCACCUGGCAGUCCCAUGUAAACACUACCUUCUGUAUAUAGGAUCCUGUGGAGGCUGCUAUAAUUUAAAGGAAUAGUCCAUGGACGUGAAAUCGCUCAUGUGAACCUGUCCAGUGGACAGCAUUGGAUCAGAAAGGUUCUCUGGGUGCAGUGUCUGGUGAUGGUGCAGGAUUUCCCUCCAUACUCCGCUUGUGUUGGAGCUGAUAUCUUACAUUGACUGGUUUGAUGCCGCAAAUCAUGUAAGUUGCAAGGCCAGCCGAUAUCAACCAUGGUGGAUAUAGCGGAAAGUGGCCAGGAGGUGAAGAAGACCUUCAUUGUUCCAGCCAUCAAACCUUUUGAUCAUUAUGACUUUAACAGGGCCAAGGUGGCCAGUAACUUGGCCUGGUUGGUUGCCAAAGCCUUUGGUGCAGAAAAUAUCCCAGAGGAACUUCAGGAACCCUACUAUACGGAUCAGUAUGACCAGGAGCAUAUGAAGCCGCCGGUGAUGAACCUUCUUCUUUCUGCGGACUUGUACUGCCGAGCAGGGAGCCUUAUUCUGAAGAGUGAUACAGCCAAACCACUUCUGGGGCACGACGCUGUCAUCCAAGCCCUGGCACAGCGUGGGCUCUAUGUGACAGACCAUGAAAAGCUGGUGACUGAGAGAGACCUGAGGAAGAAGCCGAUUCAGAUGAGCGCUCAUCUUGCAAUGAUUGACACCCUGAUGAUGGCGUACACAGUGGAGAUGGUCAGCAUAGAAAAAGUCAUUGCAUGCGUCCACAAAUACUCGCCCUUCUUCCAGACUGCGGACCUGCCCUAUGACAUUGAAGAUGCUGUCAUGUACUGGAUAAAUAAGGUAAAUGGACACUUGAAAGGAAUCCUGGAGCAGGAGCAGCGAGUGAAAGAACAGCAGAACAUGGACCUAAGUGUGACACAAAAGGCCAGAUACAGGAAGGAACAGAAUCUGUACAAGCAGCUGCCAUGUAUCCCUCUUAUGGAGAACAUCUUGAAAGAUGGCACUGAUGGAUGUGCCAUAGCUGCCCUCAUCCACUUCUACUGCCCUGAAGUGAUCAGAUUGGAAGAUAUCUGCUUCAAAGAGUCCAUGUCCCUGGCUGACAGCCUGUAUAACCUUCAGUUAAUUCAGGAAUUCUGUCAGGAGUAUUUGAACGGAUGUUGCCAUUUUAGCUUGGAAGAUAUGCUGUACGCGUCGUCCUCUAUCAAGGCCAAUUAUUUGGUAUUCAUGGCAGAACUGUUCUGGUGGUUUGAAGUAGUAAAGCCAUCAUUUGUACAGCCAAGAGUGGUUGAUACACGAGGACCCAUGAAGACAUCCUCAAAUUCCUCACGUUUUAACAGGAGGCAUACAUUAUCAAGUUCCUCAAAUGCAAGAAACCCACAAGAUGCGUCAUCAUCGCCUGGUCCAGCUGUCAUUCGAAGAUCCUCUUCAAUGUCAUACGUGGAUGGACAGGUUGGGACUUGGCCCAAAGAAAAACGAUCUUCAAUGCAUGGUGUAUCAUUUGAUAUUUCUUUUGAUAAAGAAGAUGAAAUCAGAGUAACAACCCCAAGCAGACCAAUCCGAAGAUCUAUUAGUAAUGAGGGCUUCUCUUUGAACCUGACUCGUGUUCCAAAACACAUUCUGAAAAAUCUUUCCUUCCAAUCCAUCAAUGGACAAGGACAAUCGGAUAGCAUUAAUGAAGAAUGGAGUCAGGUGCCACAGAACUAUGAUGACCUCUCACCCACCAGCAACCAGUGGAACACGGAUGAAGUUGACCGAAAUAGACAACCCAAUGGUCCACGUGAGAAUAGGAUACCUGCAGAUGAACAGGAUACUCAGAUAGAAGCUCCUAGUAUUGAGGAAGCCCUUGAAAUCAUUCACAACCCAGAGAAGAAUACUCCUACCAUUACUGAUCAAGUAAAUAAUGGAUUUUUCCUUCAUAACACUGAUGUGAAUAGGGGCUUGCUAUUAUCUCCGCUACCUCUUUCAGGGACUAAUUUAGACAUUAUUGACACAAAAGGAUCCCAGAGCCCCAUUACUGACAAUACAGAGGUGGACACUGGUAUACAUAUACAAUCUGAAGACAUUCCAGAAACAAUGGAUGAGGAUUCUUCUUUGAAAGACUACACUGUUAGCUUGGAUUCUGACUUAGAUGACCAUCUGAAAUUGCAACAGGAAUAUGGCAUUCACAUAAAUAAUGCACGGGAAGCAGUCAGUCCUUGCCCUAGCUCUGUUAGUGGCAGAUCGCAAGCAGGUAGUACAGCUUCUUCCAGUUCAGGUGUCAAAAUGACCAGCUUUGCAGAGCAAAAAUUCAGAAAACGUAAUCAUGGAGAUAGCAGGAGCAGCGGAAGCAGUUCCCAGAAAACGACUCCAGAAGGUUCUGAACUAAAUAUUCCACAAGUGGUUGCACUUGGCCAGAUCCAAGAGGUAAACGUUCUUCCACAGAGCAAAGACGCAACACAGCUCCUGGCGUCUGAGGUGGUGCAGCUCAGAAUGAAAUUAGAAGAAAAAAGAAGAGCCAUCGAGGCACAGAAAAAAAAGGUAGAGGCAGCAUUUACACGUCAAAGGCAGAAAAUGGGAAGGACUGCAUUUCUAACAGUUGUAAAAAAGAAGGGAGAUGGUAUUUCCCCCCUACAAGAAGAAGCUGCAUCUAUGGAAACUGAGAAAGGUCAUCAAGAAAUCUCAGAAGAAAAGGAAAUGCAACCUUCUGAUACUGGUAUCCCUUAUUUAAAAUUGAAUAGUGAGCAAAUAUCAUCUAGAUGGCUGAAAUCUCCUACAACACCUGUAGAUACCGAAAAAUGUUUCAGCCUAACAAGCCCAAGUGAAGAAAACUUGACUGACAUUGAUGUAGGAGAGUACACUAAGUCAAUUGAAAAACUAAAUUACUCUCUGAAUUUUCUCCAGCAAGAAAUGCAAAGACUGGCUUUACAACAGGACAUGUUAAUGCAAAUGAGAGAGAAGCAAGCUUGGGUUAUCUCUCCACCACAACCUUCACCACAAAAAGUGCCCCAGAAGGAGUCAAAACCAACAACCAAGCCCUCUGUAACAUGGUCCCCAAUUCCUUGCCUUACCUUGGAGUCCCCCCGCCAAACUCACAGAUCCCCUCAAACUACACUCAAAAAGACUGUAUCUUUUCCUGUAAAACCCCAGAAGACACCUCGACCCAAUGAGCUUAAAAUAACACCUUUAAAUCGCACUUUGACUCCUCCGCAAUCUGUAGAUAGCCUUCCACGACUUCGAAGGUUCUCACCAAGCCAGACACAAACCAGAUCCUUUGUUUACUUUGGAGAUGAUAGAAAACCUGUAACCGAAGAUCAAGAGGCUAAGGAAGUAUCAAAUACAUAUGAAUGUUCUAAUAUUCAGACCAGUGGAAAUGAAGACAUUGACAGGGAAGGAGUAUCAUAUCAGACUUUUCAUCCGACUGGGAAAAUUAUGGAAGUGGAGAAAAAGCCCAUUGAGUCGACAGUAUCUGAAGUUUUGUCGCAGCCUAUUAUAGAAACUGUGUGUCUAACACCAAAUGAUGAGGUGUUCAGUCAGAGGAGCUUUUCAACCACUAAAAAUGGUAGUCUUAUUGAAGUCCCUCUCUCAAAGUUACAGCCUCCAGAGAUGACUUCUGAAAAAAGUGAAACAGAAAUUGAAAAAGAACAGUUCUCCGAGGACCAGAAAGUUUGCUGUGGCUUCUUUUUCAAGGAUGAUCGCAAAGAGGAAAAUGAUAUGGCUGCAAAACGUGCGGCUCUUUUGGAGAAGAGACUGAGGAGAGAACGUGAAAAUCAACAGAAGAAGAUGGAACAAGAGAUGGAGCUGGAACUCAAGAAAGAAGAAGCCAGACGAAAGUCAGAAGAGGAACGUAAUAAGAAAGAGGAUGAGAAGUUAAGACGGGAGUAUAUCAAACAAGAAUACCUACGCAGAAAACAGCUGAAAUUAAUGGAAGACAUGGAUUCUGUUAUUAAACCUCGGGUUAAUCCUAACAGGACGAAAAAGGCCAGGCCUAAAUCCCUCCACAGAGACCAACAUGUGGAAUUGCCUAGAACACCAAUCGGUGCUCCUCCAGCUUCAUCCUUUUCCCUGGCUUCACUGAACACGGGUGACAAUGAAAGUGUCAAUUCUGGGAAAAGAACACCAAGUCCCUUUAGGUCGGAAUCUGUAGAAGGAUUUCUGUCACCUGUCCGUUCUGGUAGUCGUAAUGGGGAAAAAGACUGGGAAAAUGCUUCCACUACUUCUUCAGUGGCGUCAGCUACAGAGUACACAGGACCGAAAUUGUACAAGGAACCCAGUGCUAAAUCUAACAAGUACAUCAUCCAGAAUGCUAUAUCUCAUUGUUGCUUGGCUGGUAAAGUGAAUGAAGGGCAGAAGAACAAAAUUCUGGAGGAAAUGGAAAAAUCUAAUGCCAACAACUUCCUGAUCUUGUUCCGUGACUCCGGAUGUCAGUUCCGCUCUGUAUAUAUGUACUAUCCUGAAACUGAGGAGAUAACCAAGCUGGCAGGCAUUGGACCACGUUCUAUAACUCGUAAAAUGAUCGACGGUCUCUACAAAUAUAACUCCGAUCGCAAGCAGUUCAGCCACAUCCCAGCCAAAACCAUGUCUGCCAGUGUUGAUGCGGUGACCAUUCACAGUCACCUAUGGCAAGCUAAAAGACCUAUGACCCCCAAAAAACUGCUUUCUUCCAAAGCAUAGCAGUGGUCGACAAACAAGUUGUGGCCUCCGGAAGUUUUAUGGAGAUAGCAAUUACUUGUUGCCAAUGAGACUUGUAUGAUGUGAACGCAGACUCUUCCUCCUGCUGUCUUUACACACAACUGGAAUGUAGGACAGUGUUGUUUAAGGGGAGGGCAGGGUGGGCAAAGCAAAGGGAUGUGUGGGGGAGGGGGGUUAUUUAUCACAAAAUGUUUUUGACUCACUUAUUUGGGAGGGUAUGGGGCAUGUGCGGUAUGACACUGAAGCACUGACGUUUGUCCAUGUUAGGUGAGUGGUAUUACUCGACAUCUCUUGCCUUAUCUAUUAUUUUUUAUUCGGCAUUUGCGAGUGUGCAAGAUGAUGUUGAGUUACAAAGGAUAAAUUAUGUUCUUUGUCUAUUCUGUAUUUUUCUCUAUUUGGAGAAGGGUGUAAAAUGCGUUUUUGAGAAAAUGCAUCAGUAUCACUGCCAAGAAGGGUGGCAGCAUGUACUUUUCUAAGUGUUUCCAGGCUCUCUGGCAGUGAGAGAGGAUUGUGGGAUAGGCAAGCUUACCUCAAAAAUGCAAGCCAGUAAGCAUGUAUUUUGGUGAUCGCAUUACUUCCUUUAUAUUUAUGUCUCCGCAUUUUGCAAGAAAAUGGCGUAUUUAAGUACUCUCUCCAGUCUGACAUUCCUAGAGUGCAACCUGCUUGCAUACGACGCCUAGCGUAGUCAGCAUUUAUGCUCUGUUCAUUUUUAAUGACUGUUUUUAUCGCCUCAUUAAGAGUAACUGUAUCUUUAUUUUAUUUUUUUACUUUUAUUCCUAUGUAUUUUAUUUAGCAUCUGAAAAUGUAAGAUCUUGAUGGUCAUUGGGGUUAGGUCCUUUAUAUGUGGGCAAACACUAGUCUUGAAAAGUUUGCUGCUGCCAGCAUAAUAUCUCCUGAUACAAGAUUUUGCUUGAUUUUUUGCCUUUUUAGUAAGAUAUUUAUUGAGACCAUCUGUUGAGUGAAGUCACCUUAUUGUGGGCAUGGCUAGACGUAAAGGUCUGGCUCUUUCAGCUGGCAUCACCAAUGUGACGAGCCCGGCAGUGAAAUCUUCUGAGAAAUAUGACACUAGAGAAAUAAGAUAACCAGGGCAGUGAGUAGUAACGAGUUCGGAGAGGGUGUAACACUAAUGCUGCAGGACAGGGCCAUGCAUCUCGUCUACUUAGUUGCAUGCACUUUCCAGGAUGAAAGGUAAGCGUGUUUGUGGCUGUUUUUUUAUUCUCCAUUUCAAGGACAAGUAUGGUUGUUUUUAUGAGACGUGUUGUAAAGUAUUUCAUAUCAUGUGAGAAUUAACAUUUUUUUAAGCUAAAUGCAAAGAUAAACCGUAUGGUCAUUACAUUUUGAAUAGUGUUUUUCACUUUAAUAUCUAUUUUGUUAUAUACAAGUUGACAUGUCAAGAGGAUGGAUUGUAUAUUAAUUUACAUUUUUGUUAACUUAACAGAGAUGGUCAAGGACCUGCAGAAUGUAAUUUAGUUUAUUUACAUGGAUGUAACCAAAAAAGAAAGAAAAAGAAAAAACGCAGGCAAAAUGGACCUGUAUAAACAGGCCAGUGUAUGGGAGACGGGUAGCGGUGAAUCAUUGCAAUGUAUGACAGUGCUGCAGGAAAGGUGAAUUCAUUACCUGCCCCUGAGAUCAAGGCCUUUUAUGUCUGAGCUGUAGAAAUUUCCAUCAGUAAUUGUAUUGCAGUAAAGACGUGUAGGGGGAAGGGUAUAGUUCUCUUACUUUUAUACUGUAAUGAAUAAUUAAGCGUGCCCAUGCAGCAUCUGUAGAACGCCAUACAAAAAUCAGGAACGCUUUUCUAACCAAUCACCUCCUCUCCCCCCCCUAGUGAUAGCAUCAUAGAACUAGGUCAUAUUAGUAUCGUCCGGUAAUUUAUUUUCAAGCACUGUCUUGCCUUUUAUAGCAUAAUUUGAUAAUUCUGCUUGUACACGAUGUACGCAUCUAUACUUGAAAUCGCAGGGUUGUGGCAUAAAAUUUGGCAAAAAAUUGCUUAAUAAUACUUCAUUUUUAAUACACAUUGCAGUAAAGCUAGUCCGAGUAUUAGUGGAGCUUACAAAAUAAAUUUCCCUGCUACACACUCGCCCCCUACUGUUUAUUGUCUAUGGAUAGCAGCUGAGACUAUGGGAAGAAAUACCGUAGCAUUCUUAGUAAACCUAUAUAGACAUGGGGCAAACAUAAAACCUAAGGCAGUCAUUAAUCACAUUACUAGGUCACUGUGCUCCUCUACUGUUACAACAAUCCAGCCAAACGUGUUGCCGUAAGUAGCUUUUCAAUUGUAGCCGUCAUUAUUGAAAAGGAAUAUUACCCUUCUUAUCCUAUGUGCUUCUGCCGCUGGCUGCAAUGAUAAGACGAUAGAACGCACUUACACGUAGCAGUGUUGCAGGAUAAGUCCUGAGUAAAGUAUUAUCUCUAGAAUAAUGGGUAAGAUGCUGCAUUGCAUCAGGUCACCCUGUUGUGUGAUCAGUCUGUGGAGGCUACGUCUUUAUGCACCGCCACUUACACUACAGAGACACAAAUAAUACACGCAUAUACUGACCUCUAUAGGAACAUCCAUUCCCUCUUGCUGCACCUUGGCUGCUGACAGGCAUAGAGUACGAUCCUUCUGGUGUGAACAUAUCUGAGUAUGUGGUGCUACAUCAGGCCAUUGCCUUCCAAGUAAAAGGGCCAUAUAAGCAUGACAUUCAUCACUGACCACAAAAACCUGACAUUGACCGGUUUUACUGAAGCCACGAUUUAAAGGGACACUGACAGGCCCAAU